UCCAAGUGUUUCCCAGGGAGACGGAUCGCGCUAUUUUCGUCGAGGAACAACGAGAAUUAUCAAUUGUAUCUCACGGACCACUGAGAUUUUCCUUGAUAAAAAUUUGUAAAAAACGUAAUAAUACCCAGAAAAGAAAAAAAAAAAAAAUUAAUGCGUCAGAUUAAAAAUUGCGAGUGAAUAAUUAUGGAGCACCAUGAAAGCACUAGUUUGAAUCGUUAGUAUCUUAUCGCGAAGUAUUCGCGAGUGAAGAUUGAAUAAAGAUUGUGCUUCUCUUCGAGAGUGAUUGCCAGUCGAAUCCUGGCUUGAUAAUUAUCAGUAGAAAAGUUCGAGGCUUUUCAUUUACGUUAAUUAGCAUUCCGUCAUCGAAGACUUGAAUAUUUCUCGAAGAUUGAAUUUUAUUUCCUCUCGCGUUUCUUAUCUUUUUGUGCAACUUGUAAUGGCAAAGAGGGGAAAGAUGGAAGAUGGCACUUAUAAACAAAGUGGCUAUACUAACGAGGCAUUCCAAUUGGACAGUUUCGAUUCUCGUGAAAAUGUUCCACCCGAUUAUAAGACAGCAACGCAACUUGACAAACAGCAAGAGCAGUCUGAAAAUUCAGCGAUCACGAAAGAAACUGAAUGGGGAGGUAGAUUGGAAUUUUUAAUGGCUUGUAUAGCCACUUCUGUCGGAUUAGGAAAUGUAUGGAGAUUUCCAUUCACCGCAUAUGAAAAUGGCGGUGGUGCCUUUCUGAUACCCUACAUUGUAGUCUUGAUUCUGGUCGGAAAACCAUUUUAUUUCUUGGAAGGAUUGUUGGGGCAAUUUACCAACAGAUCCUGCGUGAGAACGUGGUACAUGACGCCGGCCAUGAAGGGUUUAGGAUAUUCACAAGUCUUUGUCGCGUUUUGCAUCAUUUCAUACUACUGUGCCCUGAUGGCAUUGACCUUAUAUUACUUGGCAAUGAGCUUCCAGUCUGAAUUGCCAUGGUCGGUUUGUCGUACAGAAUGGCGAAAUUACUGUAUCGAUGCUAUUUCAAACAACAGUAUCUCCGAGACUCGUAACUUCACCGUUCAAAGUUCCGCGGAGUUAUAUUUUAGGAAAAUAGUAUUGCAAGAAUACGAGUCCAUCGAGAGAGGUAUCGGUGCGCCGUCCUGGCAGCUGGCAAUAUGUUUAUUUUUUAGUUGGGCUUGUAUCUUUGGGUUGCUGUCCCUCGGCGUAAAGAGUACGGGUAAAGCCGCUUACUUCCUCGCGUUAUUUCCUUACGUUGUAAUGACGGCUCUGCUGAUCAGAGCCAUCACCCUCGAGGGCGCCGUUAACGGUAUUCUUUUCUUCGUCACUCCGAAAUGGGACGCCUUGUGGAAGCCUACCGUCUGGUACGCUGCUAUCACGCAGUGUUUCUUUUCAUUAUCGGUCUGCUUCGGCCCGAUCAUCAACUACUCGUCUUACAACAAUUUCGGACACAGGGUGGACAGAGAUGUAAUGAUAGUGACAACGCUGGAUACGUUUACUAGUCUGAUGGCCGGCUGUACGAUCUUCGGUAUCCUCGGUAAUCUGGCUCACGAGAUGGGCACGACGAAUAUCGCCAAGGUGGUCCGUGGGGGCACCGGAUUAGCCUUCAUCUCGUAUCCGGAUGCUCUAUCGCGUUUUACUUUUGUGCCACAGCUGUUUGCCGUAAUGUUUUUCGUCAUGUUAUUUGUUCUCGGUAUAGGAAGCGCCGUCGCAUUGUGCAGUGCGAUAUUUAAUGCCUUGCGCGAUCAUUUACCGAAAGUCAGGCAAUGGUUAGUGGUGCUCUUCGUCACCUCCUUCGGCUACGUCGUCAGUCUCAUUUACAUUACUCCGGGUGGUCAAUGGCUCAUAACAUUGGUCGAUUACUACGGGGGAACCUUCGUAGCAAUAAUUGUCGGCGUUCUCGAGAUAAUAACUAUUUUCUGGGUGUAUGGUCUGUCGAAUUUUCUUGACGAUAUGGAAUUUAUGCUGGGUAAGAGACUAGGUUUCUAUUGGCGAGCAUGUUGGCUCUUAAUCACACCCUUGCUCAUGAUAAUCAUACUGAUCUAUACGUGCGCAACUUACGAGCCGGUUAUGUACAACGGUGUACGAUUUCCCGAUUAUGCUUACGGAAUAGGAUGGUUUCUGCUGGCUUUAGGCGUAUCUCCUAUAGUAUGGUGGAUCGGUCAAAAAAUUGUCGCAAACAGAAUAUCAUUGUCUUUUACGGAAUCUGUCAAAACAGCAUUUCGACCUUCGCAAAGUAAAUGGGGACCUAAGAACUCGAAGAUACAUAGAGAAUGGGAAGCGUUUAAGACGAAGAAGAAAUUAAAAGUUCAAGGCGGUCUAAUGAAGAUAUUUUUUAAAUAAAAGAGCCAAAUUUUAUUUAUUGUUCCAUUUUCUUUCUAAUUUUUCUAAUGUUGUAAGCUUUUAUUAGCUUACAUAAUAUAAUGUAAUUGUAGAAAAAAAUUAAUCAUUUGUUUUUUUAUAAAUCUGUGUAUAUUUGUGUAUUCGCACGUGUUGCACUUAUUCUUAUUUUAUACAUAUUAUUGUACAAUAAUAAUGUGUAUUAUAUCUUUUUUUACAAAUUAUUUAUUUAUUACAUUAUGCACGCUUACACAUACAUAAUUAUAUUAGGUUUUAUAAAAAUGCGUAUUUUUAAUCGAAACUUUUUAAGAUAAAAUAUUUUUUAAACAUUUUAAAACAUUUUUUAAAACAUUUUAGAAAACUAGAGUAGAGCUAUACUAUUACGAGACAAAAGAUGGGCACACGAAUAUUGACAAUACGAUCGUGGUACUAUGCCGGUGGCACUAUAUAUUUACUGCUAUGAAUCGUGUUGUUUGAUUUACCUUUUUGAAUUACAAUUGGACGUGAAUACAUUUCGUGUAAAAUAUUUCCGCUCUAUAUUAUACACGGACGUAGUUACGAGUCAUCGAUCACAUUACGUAAUCUGUGGGUAAUCUUAUAAAUUUUAAGAUAUAUACUUUGUUCUUUGAUUUGGUGCUUUGAUAUGUAUACGUUUAAAAUUGUGCCAACUUAUUAUAUCAUAAAUUGGAAACUAGCCAAA
Messenger RNA from Cataglyphis hispanica, 3023 nucleotides. RefSeq names its product sodium-dependent nutrient amino acid transporter 1-like. Gene Ontology annotation, cellular component: membrane. The transcript is spliced from 10 exons. Bases 437 to 2326 code for a protein of 629 amino acids. The record is from RefSeq and is a predicted model, not a curated record. Gene Ontology annotation, molecular function: L-amino acid transmembrane transporter activity. Gene Ontology annotation, biological process: sodium ion transmembrane transport. NCBI's taxonomy places the organism in Eukaryota, Metazoa, Arthropoda, Insecta, Hymenoptera, Formicidae.